AGGCUUUACAAUUGUUAACAGUUAUUGUUGAUAGUGUUCGAAGUGAAAUUGAUAAAUGGAAACGUCUUUCACGACAAAUUGUCGAUGUACUUCUUGUUCAUUUACAAUCACAUGCUACUAUUGGUUCAUCUAAGGGUCAAGCAAUUUUGGAUAUUUAUUCAACACAAUUAACAUUAUUUGAUGUUGUAUCAUCAGUUGCAUUACGACCAAUUGAUCCAUUUAUUGUUGCUUUUCGAACAUUAGCAAAUAGACAUGAUAUCAAUCGUCAAACUAUAAAUCGAUGGUUAAUGAAUAUAAAUAUAAUUCUUCGAUGUCUUGUACAAAAUUCAACUGAAGAUGCUAUAUUGACACGAUGGAAUGAUGCUUCAUCAUCAAUUAAUGAAACACGUGAUGAAAGUUUUAGUGCAGCUCUUCUUCGUAUUUUACAUGAUAUAAUAUUACGACUUUUAACUAAUACCCGACAAUUACGUGGUCAAAUUGAUAUGACAUUAGUUACUCUUGCAUCCGAUUAUCUCUAUUUACUUAUGCAUAUCAUGGAAAAUGCUAAACAAUUUCGAACAAUUGUAAAUGAUUUUCGUCAAUUAUUAAUUCAUGAUGAAACUGAUGAAACAGUUCAUCGUCUUGAUACAUUUUCAUAUUUAACUAUAUUAAGUGAAUAUUUUAAAUUACUUUCAUCAUUUUAUAUACCAUUAUUAUUACAAUGGACACAUAUUCUUAAUAUGCUUGAUUAUACACAAGAAGCAUGGUGGUCAUCAAUGUUAUCAAUAUUAACACCAUCAUCAUUAAUAACACAUUUAUCAAUAAGUGGUCAAUUACAAUCAUAUUGUGAUUUAAUAUGUCGUCAUGAAUUAUAUGUUGAACAUUUAACAUCAAUAAUAACACAUCAUCAAUUAUUAUAUUUUUUAUUUGAACAAAGUGAUACAUGUACACAUGUACAUAAUUUAUUUGGUCUUAUACAUCGUACAUCUGUUGCAAGUCAUUUAUUUGUUGAAUCAAUAUAUACAAAUUGGGAUAAUUUAUUAAAACGAAAUAAAAUUUUAUUAUCAUUAAAAAUUCUUCGUACACUUGAAGGAAUACAUUUAGAUGAAAGUGGUCUUUUAUUAGUUUUAUUAAUUGAACAAUUUCUUACAUUACCAUAUAUAUCUAUAUUACGUUUAGCUGAAUUAAUUGUUUGUCGUCGUAUUGAAAUGAUGUUAACACUUGAUGAACAAACAUUAAAUAAACAAUUAUUACCGAAAUAUUUACCAGCAAUUUUACAAAUAUUAUCAACAUCAAAAAAUAAUAAUGAUAAUAAUAAUAAUGAUAUGAAAUCAAAUGAACAUCUUUGGGCACUUAUACAACGUUUAAUUAGUAAAAUGAAUUAUACAACAACAAUAUCAAUGGAUAUUAUUCAACAAGAUUUUAAUAAUCUUAAUUGUAAUGAUGAAGAUUUUAUUCUUAAUUGGAUAAAAAAAGUUCAUUGUCCAAUGGAUAUAACACCGAAAAUUUAUGCUCAAAUGCUUAAAAUUGUAACUUAUAAAAAAUUAUUACCAUUUAUGAUGUCACCGGAUUUCGUAUGGUUAUCAAUGCCUCAUUGUCUUAUACUUGGUAUUAAUAUUCCAUCAUUAUGGCGUGCAUCAACAAAAAAUCAUAUUGAAUUAACAUGUCAAUUUUCAUCAGGUGAUACACGUGAUUUAUUACGUUUUAUAAUAUUUAUAACAGAAAUAAUUUAUAUAAAUAUAUUUCAAAAAAAAUCUUUUCUUAGUUGGAAUUUAAUUGAAAGUUUUUUUCGUUGUUUAACUAAAACAAUACAUAAUCCAACAUCAAUUAUAUAUCAAUUACUUAGUGCAACAGAUCAAAUAAUAUCAUGUUGUACAUUAUCAAAAACAAUACUUUCAAUAUUUGAAUAUCUUUUUCAACGACAUGGUUUAAUUAUAUCAAAUAAACAACAAACAAAUCAAUUAUUACAAUCAUAUUUAAAUUUAAUUGAACCAGAUAAUCGACCAUUUACACAAUUGUUACUAUUAUCAUUUAAUGAUCUUGAUCGUCUUUAUUAUUUAACAAAAAAAAUUAAAUUUAUACCAUAUUUUUAUCGACAUGAUUUACGUCGAAUAGCUAUAUUAUUAUUUCGUUUACCUAUAUUUAAUUCAUUUAUACGUAUACCAAAACAAUUUUGGGAACAACAUUAUCAAGAUAUAAAUAAAUUACAAUUUGGUUUAAAUGAUUAUUGUUUAUCAACAUUUCCUGUUGAUUUAUUACAACAUUCAGAUAUAAUGGCUGAUUAUAUUGAACGUAUAUCAUUUGUUGGUUGGUUAUCAAGAACACAAUUUCAAGAAAUAUGGGUCUCAUUUUUAGGUUCAAUUAAUCCACCAAAUCAACAUAAUAAUGAAAAUGAACAAACAACAAAUAAUUUAACAAAAGAAGAAAUUUUAGAAACAAAUGCAACACAAUGUGUAUGGAUUCGUGGUGUAACAACAUUUUUAUUAAAUGCUCUUCGAAUCAAUUGUACAGGAAAUCCAGCUGAUAUGACAUUUGAACAUCGAUGCCGAAAUAAAUCUGUUCCAUUUUUAUUAGCUGAUAUUGGUAGUCAAUAUAUGCAAACACGUUCAACAUUAGAAACAAAUUCAAGUGAUUUAUUUAUAAAUCUUGAACGAUUAGGUUCACGUGAUUUAUUAUCCUAUGGGCAACUUUCAUAUGAUACUAUAUUAACAUCAAUUCAAAGUAAUAAUACAUUACCAUUACCACCAAAUAGUUUAUUCGAUCGUUUAUUUUCUCGUCAUGGUCUUGAUUUAACUUCUUCAUUACAAAUUUUAAUUGAACUUUAUGUUCGUUGGUUAACAACAAAUUCAAAUAAUUUAUGUCUUCAAUUAAAAUAUGAACUUAUACGUUCAUUUAUAUAUCUUUCUGAUUUAUUUACAUCAUCUCAACAAUUAUCAAGUUUAUAUGAUUUAUGUGAUGAUUAUAUUCGUACAUGGUUUGAUGAAGAUGAUUUAAUGAUAUCAUUAAUAAGUUAUGGUUUAUGUAAAUCUGGUAUACUUCUUGGACAAACAACAAAAGAAUAUAAUGAAUUAUAUAUACGUUUAAUUGAACGUAAUUUUAAAUUAAUAACAAAAACUCAUGCAUAUGCAUCAUGUUUAUUUUUACUUGAAAGUCGUGAAGAUGAUUUAAAUAAAUUUCUUAUACCAAUAUUAAUACAAGAAUUAACUAAUGAUAUACAAAAUAAUUCAUUAAGAUAUAAUUUAGAUAUACGUUUAAUUGGUUUUAUUUUAGCAAAUUUAUUUUAUUUAAUUGAAAAUAAUUUAUUAAAUUCUUAUGAUAUUUUAUUAUCAUUAUUUAAAGAUGAUAUAUUAGAUAUAAAUGAUAAUUUAACACAAAAAAUUAUAUCAAUUGGUCUUGAAAGACUUUUAAUGCUUGGACAAUAUCCUAAAAAUGAUAUAUGGCGUUUAUAUAAACGUUCAAUAACAAUAUUACGUCAAUCAUCAUGGUUAAAUAUUGAUCAUCUUGUUUUAAUACUUGCACGUAUAUAUACAUUAUUACAACGAACAAAUGAAAAUACAAAUCAAUCAAAUAAUGAACAUACAAAUGAAGAACAAGAAAUGGUUGAUGGUUCAUCAAUAACAUCAUCAUCAGAUAAUAUACUUAUUGAACUUGUUGGAGAAUUAUAUGAACGUACAAAACAAUCAUCAACAUUACCAUAUGAAGCAUUACUUUUACUUCGUCCAUUACCAUUAUUACUUGCACAUAUUGGUUUAUCGGAUCGUUUAAUGAAUAAAAUGGUUUUAGAAUUUGCUGCAUCAACACAACAAUUAUAUCCUCAAAUACUUGCCUAUACUGUUUUUGCUGUUUUUCGUGCUUUAAUUAACGCACAUUAUUCAGCUAAAGUUAAUGAAUGGACAUUAUUAUCAAUGACAAGUAUUGCACAAAGAAAACCAAUACGUAUGGCUAUAUGGGGAUUAACUUGUCUUAUGUUAAGUGCAUGUCCAUCACAUACAAUUGCUGAUGCCUUGUUUCCAUUGACGUUAUCACGUUUCAGCGCUCGUUUUGAAGAAUUAGACAAUCGUUUAUUUCUUCUUGCUGGUCGAGAAUAUUAUUUACAGUUAACGAAUAUUGAACAACGACGUCAAUUUGAACAAGCAUUCACAAAUGAAUCGAAUACAGAAAAAUUAUAUGCUGAUUUACUUGCACAUAUUCAAGAUACGAUCUUACCAUCAUCUUGA
Molecule: messenger RNA, 4196 nt
Organism: Rotaria sordida
Lineage: Eukaryota; Metazoa; Rotifera; Eurotatoria; Philodinida; Philodinidae
Source: the annotation of a GenBank genome assembly